UCUCUCACUCGUAUCCUCCACUCAGUCUAGUGUGUGAGACUGUAGAGUAAAAAAAAAAAAGUAGUUACAAAACAAAAAUGAUGGGUAUGAGUUUGUUCAUGUGUAUGAUGAUUAUGGUGUGUGUGAUUUCUUGUGGUGAAGCAGCUCCAGGAGCUAAGUUCGAGGAUCUUUACCGUUCAAGCUGGGCUAUGGAUCAUUGUGUCAACGACGGAGAAGUCACAAAACUCAAGCUUGACAAUUUCUCUGGAGCUGGGUUCGAGUCGAGAAACAAGUACUUAUUCGGUAAAGUCUCUAUUCAGAUUAAGCUCGUGGAAGGUGAUUCAGCAGGAACCGUCACUGCUUUCUAUAUGUCUUCAGAAGGUUCGAACCACAACGAGUUUGAUUUCGAGUUCCUAGGCAACACAACCGGCGAGCCUUACAUAGUCCAAACAAACGUCUAUGUGAACGGAGUUGGAAACAGAGAGCAAAGACUCAACCUUUGGUUCGAUCCCACCACUGAGUUCCACACUUACUCUAUCCUCUGGAGUAAACGCAGUGUUGUGUUUAUGGUGGAUGAGACUCCUAUUCGUGUCCACAAGAACCUUGAAGAUAAAGGCAUCCCAUUUGCUAAAGAUCAAGCGAUGGGAGUGUACAGCUCCAUUUGGAAUGCAGAUGAUUGGGCUACACAAGGAGGUCUUGUGAAAACUGAUUGGACUCACGCUCCUUUCAUUGCUUCUUACAAAGAUUUCAAGAUUGAUGCUUGUGAGGUUCCGACAACAACUGACCUAAGCAAGUGUAGUGGAGAAGAUCAGAGAUUCUGGUGGGAUGAGCCGACUGUGUCUGAGCUUAGCCUUCAUCAGAAUCAUCAGCUUAUUUGGGUUCGAGCUAACCAUAUGAUCUAUGACUAUUGCUAUGAUGCUGCGAGGUUUCCUGUUACUCCUCUUGAGUGCCAACACCAUCGCCAUUUGUAGUCCAAAGUUGAUCUUCUGUUUAACUUGGGCAACAAGUUGGUUGUUGUCAAGAGUACAUGUGGCUCCUUGAUGAUUCUGUUUAUGUAUAAAUAAUCAAAUUAUCUAUUGAUUUUGUUGAA
Raphanus sativus (radish) is the source of this 1069-nucleotide messenger RNA. RefSeq names its product xyloglucan endotransglucosylase/hydrolase protein 9. Lineage: Eukaryota; Viridiplantae; Streptophyta; Magnoliopsida; Brassicales; Brassicaceae. Bases 78 to 950 code for a protein of 290 amino acids. Gene Ontology annotation, molecular function: hydrolase activity, hydrolyzing O-glycosyl compounds; xyloglucan:xyloglucosyl transferase activity. The record is from RefSeq and is a predicted model, not a curated record. Gene Ontology annotation, cellular component: apoplast; cell wall. Gene Ontology annotation, biological process: xyloglucan metabolic process; cell wall biogenesis. The transcript is spliced from 4 exons.